GGCUGCAUUAUAAUUAUUAUUUUUUAAAUAUAAUAGCGAAUGCUGUUCAUAAUUUGAUCUUUACGCAUUUAAUUUAUGUAAAGGAGGUUAAAUUUGGAAGCCAAAUGAAAUGCUUUGCGCACUAAACUUUAUUAGUAAGUGAACUCCAAGAAGCCAACUGAGGAGGGAAAGUAAAACCUCUUCUCUGCUUCGCUCACCUGCAAGUGCAAAGUGUAAAAAAAUGAGCAGCCCCUCUAGGAGUUUAGACGGACAGAAAGGUGACGGCUCAGGCACCAAACCGGAGACGCCCAGGUACCGCAGCUGGAGCAGUCUCCGCUUCUCCAAAUGGAGAAGUGCGUCCCAGAGGGCAACCCCGCCUGCCACCCCUUCCCCGAAGACAGACAAGAGAAGCGACGUGAACAAGACGCUCUUCUCCCUGGUCAAGACUCACAAUGACGACUACACAGCGGAUCCGGAUGGCCUCCUGGAGCCCAACGUUGAGGGCGAAGGAGACAGUGCUAGCCAGUCUCAGGACCAGACCACCUACUUCCAGAAGCAGUUUGGCUCCAUGCUGCAGCCCGGGGUCAACAAGUUCUCCCUGCGCAUGUUCGGCAGUCACAAAGGUGUUGCUGCUGAGCAGGAGAGGGUUAAAAGCUUUGGAGUGUGGAUCAUACACCCCUACAGUGACUUCAGGUUUUACUGGGACAUCGUAAUGCUCCUGUUGAUGAUGAGCAAUCUUGUCAUUUUGCCCUGGGGUAUCACCUUCUUCGAAGACCAGAACACCAUGCCCUGGAUCACCUUCAACGUCUUGUCAGACACACUCUUCCUCAUGGAUCUGGUUUUCAACUUCCGUACGGGCAUUUUGGAAGAGGACAGCCACAUCAUCCUGGACCCCAAAGAGAUCCGCAUUCAUUACCUCCGCACUUGGUUCCUGGUGGAUUUCAUCUCCUCCAUCCCUGUCGACUACAUCUUUCUCAUCGUCGACCUCGAAUCCCGACACGAGUCAUCAGACGUGUACCGUACCGCUCGUGCACUUCGCAUUGUGCGUUUCACAAAGAUCCUCAGUCUGCUGCGUCUUCUCCGUCUGUCUCGCCUCAUCCGAUACAUCCACCAAUGGGAGGAGAUUUUCCACAUGACUUAUGACCUGGCCAGUGCUGUGGUGCGUAUAGUCAACUUGAUUGGAAUGAUGUUGCUGUUGUGUCACUGGGAUGGCUGCCUGACCUUUAUGGUACCUAUGCUGCAAGACUUUCCUUCAGACUGCUGGGUAUCCAAAAACAAUAUGGUGAACUCUACAUGGCACAUCCAGUACUCCUACGCUCUGUUUAUGGCCAUGAGUCACAUGCUGUGCAUAGGAUACGGUGCUCACCCUCCAGAGGGCAUGACCGAUGUUUGGCUCACCAUGGUCAGCAUGGUAGUCGGGGCCACAUGCUACGCCAUGUUCCUCGGCCAUGCCACUAACCUGGUCCAGUCCUUGGACGCCUCGCAUCGGCAGUAUCAAGAGAAGUAUAAACAAGUGGAGCAGUACAUGUCAUUUCAUAAACUGCCAGCAGACUUAAGACAGAGGAUCCACGAUUACUAUGAGCAGCGAUUCCAAGGCAAGAUGUUUGAUGAGGACAACAUCCUUGGAGAGCUCAGUGACCCACUCAAGGAGGAGAUUGUCAGCUAUAACUGUCGUGGACUCGUAGCCAAUAUGCCACUGUUUGCCAACACUGACCCUCAUUUUGUGACGGUGAUCCUGACCAAGCUGCGUUUCGAAGUCUUCCAGCCAGGAGAUUUUAUUAUACGAGAGGGAACGCUGGGUCGGAAAAUGUACUUUAUCCAGCACGGCUCCGUCACCAUCAUCCCACGUGGUAGUAAGGAGAUUAAGCUCAGCGAUGGAGCAUAUUUUGGGGAGAUUUGCUUGCUGACACAGGGACGACGCACAGCCAGCGUGAGGGCUGAGACCUACUGCCGUCUUUACUCGUUGAGCGCGGACAGUUUCAACGAGGUCCUGGAGGAGCAUCCUCUGAUGAGGAGGGCGUUUGAGAAUGUGGCCGUGAACCGACUGGACCGCGUUGCUCGCAGACCGAGUUAUCAGCCAGUCCCAGAUGAAUGACUCCCUCAGCACCAUGAGAAAAACAUUCCAGCCAGACUCAUCGAGCACAUUUGUCACAUUUAAACUGCACAUGACAAAGAUAUCUUCUAUUGAAGCACGCUGAUGGACAAUCAGAUAGCGAGACCUACUUAAACUUAUUAGUACAGCAUUACUGCGAUGAUGUGAAAAUAGUCUACCUUCAGUGGUUUUAUUUUAUUAUUUGAACUUGAAUCAGCUGUAAUAUGUGCUCAUGUUUGUGUUAGAGCUUUGUAUACUCUUUGUGUAAAAUCACCUGUAUAAUUUUGAAACUGUAUGGACAUCAGUGAUGAUCUUUUUUUUCUCCUGUUCUGAUGAUACUACAUUUUGAUUUACAUGAGCUUUUUAUUUAUGUAUUGAUGUAUUGAUGUAUUGAUUUAUUUUUUACCAAGAGUCUGUCUAGAUUGGUCUCUUUCCAGCCGUAAAUACCUCUUUUAAAGCACAUUUUAGUGGCCUGUAGUGACACUUUGAUUAUGUAUCAGAUCAUCCGUCCAGGAUAUUGACAGCCUGCAGGAGCAGCAGCUGGUGUUACAUCAUUCAGCUUUCUGUGGCUCUAUUUUACAUGAUCCUUCUCAUCUGUAGGUUGCCUGAUGUCAAGAUUUAAUGCUGAUGUUCACAGAAGAUCAGUUGCAGUUAUGUAAUAUCUCCAGCUGUACACAGACAGGUUUCACAGAGCUCAUAUAAAGAAUAAUUUAUACCCAGUAUUAUUUGUUUCCAUACUGUUUUUGUUUCAUUUUUUCUGGCAUAUUGUUUAUUUAUAAUGUAAAACUAAUGAAUGAGAAUAAAGUCUCUAUAGGUUAACUAGUAUGUAACCGUCAGACGAUGCUGUUGUAUAAUAUAAGUUCUAUUUUUUGUAAAUAUAUCAGCUGAACUUUCUCAGUUUUUUUUUUUACUUCACUUUUUUAGUGGGGUUACAUACAGGGUAUACAUGCAGCAUUUUUCACAGCAGAAGCCACAGCUGUAUCUAAACAUUAACAAUGUAGUUAUUAGAAGUUUAUUUCUGUUCUGUUUUUGCUUCAAAGAAAGAUUUUACAAAUUUAAAUUGACUGAACGCUGAUUUACAUUUAGAUUAAUACUGUGUACUUUUCUCAGGUGCAUUUGAAACAGCGUGAUUUUGAAAAUUUUCAUCUGAUGCACACAAAACAGUCAUUUUUUGAAUUUACAAGUUUAACUGAAAUGUCUUUAUUUUUUCUUAUUUUUCUGAUUAUUACCUUUAUAUUGAUGAUGUCAUGUGUAUACCAAUGUCUGUAACCUUGAAGCAUAAAUAUCAAAUAUGUAUUUUUUCCUAUGCAGUGUGUUAUUUGUGAUUAUGUAUAAAGAACGUGCAGACACGUUGAUCAAAGAAA
This is a messenger RNA of Neolamprologus brichardi, 3435 nucleotides long. RefSeq names its product hyperpolarization activated cyclic nucleotide-gated potassium channel 3 (gene hcn3). The record is from RefSeq and is a predicted model, not a curated record. Gene Ontology annotation, biological process: potassium ion transmembrane transport; regulation of membrane depolarization; sodium ion transmembrane transport. Gene Ontology annotation, cellular component: dendrite; HCN channel complex; membrane. NCBI's taxonomy places the organism in Eukaryota, Metazoa, Chordata, Actinopteri, Cichliformes, Cichlidae. Gene Ontology annotation, molecular function: voltage-gated potassium channel activity.